CCACAAUAGAAAGAGAUGAAGAAGGAGGAAGGAUAAAGCGGGGUGGGUGUGUGCAGAAAGUGAGAAAUCCGCCUAGUGCUGGGGGCUUGCUCUGGCAAUAUCUGCAUGUGGUUUCCCAGAAACUCUUCCGACACACGGACGGAUCUGUCAUUGGCUGUGUAAGAUUGGUGGAGAUUAUGCAGACUGGAGAGGCUUUUGCCAAGGACUUUUUGUGCCUGUUCGUCGCUGGUUGUUUUUUCCGUUUUUUAAAUUAAAUUAUAUCUGGACACAAGGUAUCUCUGCUGCGACCCAACAGAGACAGCUGUGAGGGGUAACUUGAGGGUGCUAGCAGCACAGGAACCUCAGUCCAUGAUCAUGGCACCCAGUGAGUUGGUUUUCUUUGUCAACGGCAAAAAGGUGGUGGAAAAGAAUGCAGAUCCAGAGACAACACUCUUGGUUUAUCUGAGAAGAAAAUUGGGGUUAAGUGGGACCAAACUUGGCUGUGGAGAAGGUGGCUGUGGGGCCUGCACCGUAAUGCUGUCCAAGUACGAUCGGCUCAAGAAUAAAAUUGUCCACUUUUCUGUCAAUGCCUGUUUGGCCCCUAUCUGCUCCCUACACCAUGUUGCUGUGACAACUGUGGAAGGAAUAGGAAGUACCAAGACCAGGCUGCAUCCUGUCCAGGAGAGAAUCUCCAAAAGUCAUGGCUCUCAGUGUGGCUUUUGCACCCCUGGCAUUGUCAUGAGCAUGUAUACUCUGCUCCGGAACAACCCUGAGCCCACAGUGGAAGAAAUUGAGAAUGCUUUCCAAGGGAACUUGUGCCGUUGUACGGGCUACAGACCUAUCCUUCAGGGCUAUAGGACAUUUGCCAAGGAUGGGGGAUGCUGUGGAGGAAAGGGAGAGAAUCCAAACUGCUGCAUGAAUCAAAAAGAAAAUAGCACGUUAUAUCUCUCAUCAUCUUUGUUUAAUCCAGAGGAAUUCCUGCCAUUAGAUCCUACCCAAGAGCCUAUCUUCCCACCAGAGUUAAUGAGACUGAAAGAUGAGCCCCAGAAGCAACUGUGUUUCCAAGGAGAGCGAGUAAAAUGGAUCCAGGUUGCCACCCUGAAGGAACUGGUGGAACUGAAGUCCCAGCAUCCAGAUGCCAAGCUGGUGGUGGGGAACACUGAGAUUGGUAUUGAGAUGAAAUUUAAGAACAAGCUAUUCCCUCUAAUAGUCUGCCCGACUUGGAUUCCUGAAUUGAAUUUUGUGGAGCGUGGCCCAGAAGGCAUUUCCUUUGGGGCAGCCUGCCCUCUGACUGAAGUGGAGAAAGCCUUAGUUGCUGCCAUAGCUGAGCUCCCAUCCUACCAGACAGAAGUGUUCAAAGGGGUCCUGGAGCAGCUGCGUUGGUUUGCUGGAAAACAGGUCAAGUCUGUGGCGUCCAUUGGGGGGAAUGUCAUCAAUGCCAGCCCAAUUUCUGACCUCAACCCCGUUUUCAUGGCCAGCGGAGCCAGAGCAACUCUUGUGUCAAAAGGGACCAGGAGGACUGUUAGGAUGGACUACAAUUUUUUUCCUAGUUACAGAAAGACACUUUUAAGUCCGGAAGAGAUACUGCUUUCCAUUGAGAUUCCCUACAGCCGGAAGGGGGAAUAUUUCUCAGCCUUCAAACAAGCCUCUAGAAGGGAAGACGACAUUGCUAAAGUAACCUGCGGAAUGAGGGUUUUAUUCCAACCAGAAAGCUUCCAAGUCCAGGAGCUGGAUAUCAGUUUUGGAGGCAUGGCUGAUAAAACCAUCCCAGCCCUGAAAACCACGAGGAAGCAGGAAGGGAGAGCAUGGAAUGAGGAACUGCUUCAGGAUGUUUUAACCAGCCUCGCUGAGGAGCUGAGCUUGGCACCUGAUGCCCCCGGUGGAAUGGUUGAGUUCCGACGCACACUCACUCUCAGCUUCUUCUUUAAAUUCUACUUGACGGUGCUUCAGAAACUGGGGGAAGAAAAUGCAGAGAAAUGUGAUAAACUGGAUCCAACUUGUGUCAGUGCCACUUCACUUUUUCAAAAAGAGCCUCCCACCAAUGUUCAGCUCUUCCAAGAAGUUCCUAAGGGACAGGAUAAAGAUGACAUGGUGGGCCGGCCCAUUCCCCACCUCUCUGCUGCCAUGCAGGCCUCAGGGGAGGCUGUGUACUGUGAUGACAUCCCCCUCUAUUCCAACGAACUUUGCCUUCGAUUAGUCACCAGCACCAAGGCUCAUGCCAAAAUCAAAUCCAUAGAUACUUCAGAAGCUCAGAAAGUCCCUGGAUUUGUUUGUUUUCUCUCAGCUGAUGAUAUUCCUGGGAGUAAUGAAACUGGAUUAGCUAAUGAUGAAACUGUCUUUGCUAAGCAUACGGUCACUUGUGUGGGACACAUCAUUGGGGCUGUGGUCACAGAUACCCCAGAACAUGCACAGAGAGCAGCUCAAGCUGUUAAAAUUACCUAUGAGGAACUGCCAGCCAUUAUCACAAUUGAGGAUGCAAUAAAAAACAAUUCCUUCUAUGGUGCAGAGAUCAAGAUUGAGAAAGGAGACCUCAAAAAAGGUUUUGCUGAAGCUGAUAAUAUUGUUUCAGGAGAGCUGUAUAUUGGUGGGCAGGAACACUUCUACUUAGAGACUCACUGCACCAUUGCUGUCCCAAAAGGUGAAGCAGGAGAGAUGGAGCUCUUUGUGUCUACCCAGAACACAAUGAAGACUCAGAGUUUUGUUGCCAAAGUUUUGGGUGUCCCAACAAAUCGCAUUGUAGUUCGAGUAAAGAGAAUGGGAGGAGGUUUUGGAGGGAAGGAGACCCGGAGCACAGUAUUGUCUACAGCAGUUGCUUUGGCUGCAUACAAGACUGGCCGCCCUGUACGUUGCAUGCUGGAUCGAGAUGAAGACAUGUUGAUAACUGGUGGGAGACACCCAUUUAUGGCCAGAUAUCAGGUUGGCUUCAUGAAGACUGGGAAGAUUGUGGCCCUAGAAGUUGAACACUACAGCAAUGCAGGAAAUACUUUAGACCUCUCUGAGAGUAUCAUGGAGAGGGCUUUAUUUCAUAUGGACAACUGCUAUAAGAUUCCCAACAUCCGGGGUACUGGCCGAUUAUGCAAGACCAACUUGCCUUCCAAUACAGCCUUCAGGGGCUUUGGGGGGCCCCAAGGGAUGCUCAUUGCUGAGUACUGGAUGAGUGAAGUUGCCCUCACCUGUAAACUUCCAGCAGAGGAAGUUCGAAGGAUGAACAUGUACAAGGAAGGAGACCUGACUCACUUUAACCAGAAGCUGGAAGGGUUCACUGUGCCCAGGUGCUGGGAUGAAUGCAUGGCAAGUUCACAGUACCAUGCAAGAAGGAAAGAGGUUGAGAAAUUUAACAAGGAAAAUUGUUGGAAGAAGAGAGGUUUGAGUAUAAUUCCUACCAAAUUUGGAAUCAGCUUCACACUUUCCUUUCUGAAUCAGGCUGGAGCUUUGAUACAUGUGUACACAGAUGGUUCCGUUCUUCUUACCCAUGGUGGUACUGAGAUGGGGCAAGGCCUUCACACCAAGAUGAUCCAAGUGGCCAGCAAAACAUUGAAGAUCCCUACCUCCAAGAUUUACAUCAGUGAAACAAGCACCGCUACAGUGCCCAACACUUCUCCUACAGCUGCUUCUGUCAGUGCUGACAUCAAUGGACAGGCUAUCUAUGAAGCAUGUAAAACCAUCUUACAAAGACUGGAACCCUUCAAAAAGGAAAAUCCCAAUGGUUCCUGGGAAGACUGGGUUAAGGCUGCCUACGUGGCACCAGUGAGUUUGUCUGCCACAGGAUUUUAUAGAACACCCAAUCUGGGUUAUAACUUUGAAACCAAUUCUGGAAAUCCCUUCCACUACUUCUCCUAUGGUGUAGCUUGCUCUGAGGUUGAGAUAGACUGUUUAACAGGUGAUCAUAAGAACAUCCGCACAGACAUUGUCAUGGACGUUGGCUCCAGCCUGAAUCCAGCUAUAGAUAUUGGACAGGUGGAAGGGGCAUUUGUUCAAGGCCUUGGCCUUUUUACUCUGGAGGAACUGCAUUAUUCUCCUGAGGGGAGCCUUCAUACUCGGGGACCCAGCACCUACAAGAUCCCUGCUUUUGGCAACAUUCCUAUUGAGUUUAGGGUUUCUCUUUUACGGGAUUGUCCUAACAAGAGAGCCAUCUAUGCUUCUAAGGCAGUAGGAGAGCCCCCUCUCUUCCUGGCCUCCUCCAUCUUCUUUGCCAUCAAGGAUGCCAUCUCUGCAGCCCGUGUUCAGCAUGCAGAUAAUAAAAUGAAUGAGCUCUUCCGGCUGGACAGCCCUGCUACCCCAGAAAAAAUCCGUAAUGCUUGUGUGGACAAAUUCACCACUCUGUGUGUUACGAAAGUGCCAGCAAAUUGCAAGCCAUGGUCUAUGAGAGUCUGAAAAGAAAGUCUACAAAGUCCUUGUUGAGCCGGAAAUGCCUCCAAGAGAAGGAAAACAUUUAUCAUGGGAUCCAAGAUUCUAAAUGCAUAACAUACAAUACACCUGGGUCAUCAUACCUCUGGAUUAAGGAAAUUGAACAUUUAGAAGAAUUUUAAUCUACUAUAUGAUUUACAACAGAUGUGAUGAGAAAAUUCAGAACUUAAAGAUCUCAAUAGUAGUAACUAAAUAGUGAUGUUUAUUUAUGUCAGAUUUAAUAUAAAAUCCAUAGCUUCCUUUACCAAAAAAAAAAUGUGUAAAUUUAGCACUAUUGCUUAGAAUAUCACCAGUGCCAAAAUCAAAAUCUCUCUAGAGAACCUUCACAAGUUGGGGUUUGCCUCCUUGGAUUUUUCAAUCAAGACUUACAACCUCCAGCAGCUUAGACUAGAGUUAUCUGAAAUCUACUUGCCUUCCUUUAAGAGAUUCUCUUUCUAAUACCAGAACUUGAAAUUCUGAGCUAUCCCCCUUUGUUUAAGGGUAAUCGAGAAUUGAUGUUCUAAAUUCUGCAAGAGCAAAAAAAGUGGCACUCCCAGCCUUUUGUUUGCUUAUAAAAAAGAAAAAAAUAAACUUCAUGUUGAUCUGACUUCAUUUUGUAGAGCUACAUGGAUCAAGAAAAGAAACAUGCUGUAGUGGAUAAAAUAUUGGGCUUGGGGGUAGGAAAACAAUUUUAAAUCCUACCUCUGACACUUACUAGCUGUGGAUUUCCUGGUAGAUCAUUUAAUGUCUUAGUAUUUCAGUAACUCCUGGGUCUUCUUUACUACGUUAUAGAUGGUUAGUAGAGAAAGCUUUUAAACCUGAGAGAAGGGGCAGCUGGAUGAUGCAGUGGAUAAAGCACCGGUCCUGAAUUCAGGAGGACCUGAGUUCAGAUCUGGUCUCAGAUACUUAACACUUCCUAGUUGUGUGACCCUGGGCAAGUAUCUUAACCCCAAUUGUCUCAAGGAAAAAAAAACCUUGAGAAGCUGAGAAAAAGCAAAGAUGCUUUGCAUAAAGCACAGAUUAAUCACCCAAAAAACCAAGCAGCAAAUCUUUAUUGAGUCCCUACUAGGUCCUACCAAGCUGAAAAGGCUAUGGAGUAGAGACCCAUGCAGGGAGGUAUGUAUGGAGUCCCUAGGGAGGAACUAUAUUUAAAGAGAUUUCUCAAGGCUCCCCAAAGGGUGAUACACAUCUUAGCCAUAACAGCUCCCAAAAACCUGUCACUAAGUUGUAGAGUGUAUAUGAUACAUGUUGAUAGAGUGAAUAACCAACUACAUAGAUCUUUUAACAUCCUCAGAGUAACCUUAGUAUCAGUGAUAACCUACUAAGUAAUUGCCCUCAAUCAUUAAUUAGCUAAUCAACUGUUAUUCAAUUCAGCCCUUUUUAAAAUAGGAAGUGUUCAGUGGAUUUGGAAGUCUCUAGGUUAUAUUUAUCAAUGUUGGAAAAGUCAUAAAUUAAGUGCUAUGAUGACCGAGAACCAAAACUAAGGUUUAUAAUUCUCAGUUCUGUGGUCCAGAGUGAGAAUGUAGGAAGGGCAUCUUGUCCAAGGUUUUUUUAGGUGUGAUGACAGAGGGAAAAGCCCUGCCCUGGAUUUUGAACAUGGAACUUCAGUACUUUGGGUUGCUUAGGCAGAAAGGGAGAAGUAGCAAGGUUCCUAGUGGAGGAGUGGUCAGUGAAAAUAUUGACUAAUAAGAGUUGUCCUUCAGAUUUCAUAAUGAAUGGAAACUCAUAAUGCUUUAACCUUUUCUUGUAUAAAUGAUUUAAAAAUGCCAAGUGCUAUAUAAAUGUAAGAUGUUAUUGUUAAUGAAAAUAAUUUCAUGCAUCUUUUUUCCAAUGAAACUAUGUUAAGUUACCCCAAAUUGACUACGCUUAGAAUGUAAUUUCCUUAUGGGGUAGGGACAACUUCAUUUUUAUUUUUCAUCCCUAGCUUUUAGGACAGGUCCUAGCACAUAGUAGACUUUUAAUAAAUUCUUAUUGAUUCAAAAGGAGCAAGAAGAGACGAAAGAAAGCUGCAAAAUCCUAUAGUUAGAACUCCAGAGAACAUGCAGCCCAAUCUGUACUUGAAUAGGAAUAUUCUUUACAACAUUUCCAAAUGAUCAUUCAGGUGUUUCCACUCAAAUAUCUUCAGUGAAGGGGAACCUACCAUCUCCCACGGCAUCUUAUACCACUUUUGGACAACUCUGAUUGUAAAAAGUUUUUCUUUAUAUUGAGCUUAAAUUUAUCCCUCUAAAAUCUUCAUUCAUCACUCCUAGCUUUGUUCUGUGAGGAUAAAACAUAUUGCAUCUAGUGCCUCUUCCAUAUUACAGUUCUUCUAAGAUGCAUGGGAUCCUGCUUCUUGUCUUGUUUUUUUGACUACUUACCUAUCCAAGCAAUCCAUUUCAUCACCUCUCUUUAGACCUCAGUUUCCUUAUCUGCACAGUAAGGUGAUUGGAUGAACGCUAAAGUCCUUUUUUGGUUAUAAAAAUUCGGUCAUUCUAUUAUUUCCAAAUGCAGAUUUGCUAUACUUAUAGAAAUGGAUCAGUUAUUAUUAUGGGCUAAUAAGAUGUAAAGACAUCUCUCUGCUUCCUGUUCCCUAAUAUUCCCUUCAUCCAAGGGGCAGAUAAAGAGAGCAAGAGAAAAGAAUGUAUUCUCCACUCUGGCAGCUAUGAGAUAAAGAAUGCUGCCAUCUCCUUGAACUCCUACUUUUGAUAAAAGAUUUCCCCUUUCUGAGUAGCUGAUUACUAUUAAGCAUGCUCUCACACAUACUGGAAGUUCUUGAGAAGCAGCUUGGAUGAUUAGAAUGUUUAAUGAGAGAAAUAAAUGAAGCUGUCAGCUAUUCCAGGGAAGGAGUAUCAGAAGGGUCAAACCUACCAUUGGCACAUGUUAUGUGCUAAUAAAUGAUCAUACUUACCCUUAAUGAUAAUGAAGGUGCCUUUUUUUUUUUGCUUUCUUUUCUGAUACAUGAAGAAAAAACAAUUAGUAAUAGUAGUAUACAAAUACACAAGUAUAAAAAGUAUAUACAAAUAUAUAAGUAUACAAAGUAUACGAGUAUACAAAGAGGAAAGUAACAUAGACCUUGGCUCUCAAGGAGCUUACAUUCUAAUUGGGGAGAGAAUAUAUACAGAAGAUUUUAGCUGCAAUCAAAUGGAAAGAUCCCACACUCCUUAAAGUAUGGAAGCAAAGCAGAUGGUAAUACAUUAUCUUUAAAGACAUUUUUGUUGACAAAAUCCCAGCACUUAUACAAUUUUGCCUUUUUUAUACAAUUUUCUUUUCAUUUACAGUGGGCUUAAGACUGGGAAUCAUCAAAACUUAUGUUUGAUUUUACCUGGAGAUCCACAUGGGAAAAUUAUAGCUUUGGGGGGCAACUUUCUUUGAAAAUUGCAAGUUAAAAUUUUUGAUUGCCAAACAAGCAAUGGCUUAGACUUUCCCUUACUUAAUUUAUGUUUUAGGACUACUACUAAACAGAUCCUACAUUGUAAAGGUGAUACAAAAACAGAAGGAAGAGUAUUUUUCCACUGGAGUUUAAAAGGCUAGGAGGUCUACUUAAGGUUAUCUAUUGAAGUGUAAUCUUGCAAUAAAAAAUGAGAGGGGCAUACCUUCAGAAAGAAUUUUUGUUUUGUUUUGUUUUGUUUGCUUAAAUCAAAAUUAAUCAUACUUUUUACUAUCAUUUCAAAUAGGCUGGGUAAAUAAGUCCAGGAUGAAGUAUAACAUCUUGGUCUAUGAAGUAACUGCCUUUCCUAGAUCUAUGAUCUGAUGAACACAAUGGCAGAAAUAUUUCAGAAAUAAACCUCAGUUUGACUUCCUCACUUUUGUGCUCAGACCUGUUUGAUGCCUUUUAUUUCUCAACUUAAUCAGAGCUGAACAUGAUUUUCAUUCAUACUGACAAGGAAAGACAAUAUAUGCCUGAAUUGUUGGUUGAUUUGAUUAAUUCAGAUAAAAUUUAUGUAUCUUUUUUUUUUCCUUUUGGUAGGAAAGAUGAUUUAAUAUAAAGAUUUCUGAUCAUUUCAUACUGUUAUCAAGAAAAAUUCUAGAUCUUUGGGCACAGAAAUCAAAAUUAAAAUGCUCAUUUA
Messenger RNA from Sarcophilus harrisii (Tasmanian devil), 8411 nucleotides. It is a transcript of the gene XDH, whose product is annotated as xanthine dehydrogenase. The record is from RefSeq and is a predicted model, not a curated record. The transcript is spliced from 36 exons. Gene Ontology annotation, molecular function: 2 iron, 2 sulfur cluster binding; FAD binding; iron ion binding. The coding region runs from base 349 to 4353 and encodes 1334 amino acids. Lineage: Eukaryota; Metazoa; Chordata; Mammalia; Dasyuromorphia; Dasyuridae.